This is a messenger RNA of Quercus lobata, 333 nucleotides long. Its product is annotated as proline-rich antigen-like. The transcript has a single exon. NCBI's taxonomy places the organism in Eukaryota, Viridiplantae, Streptophyta, Magnoliopsida, Fagales, Fagaceae. The coding region runs from base 1 to 333 and encodes 110 amino acids. The record is from RefSeq and is a predicted model, not a curated record.
AUGGCUUACCCCACUAGACCUGGUCAUGGGGCUGUGGGUGCAUAUUAUCACCCACCUGCACCGGUUCAUGGCAGAUAUCCACCUCCGCCUGCAUCGGCUUAUGGCAGUGUGUACCCACCUGCACCUCUUUAUGGCUGUGGAUAUCCACCUGCUCCUGCUUAUGGUGGGUACCCACCUGCGCCGGUUUAUGGCGGGUAUCAGAAUCGUCCUAGAAUUGAUGCGGCUGGGAUUGAAGUGCUGGCCGUAGGUGCGUUCGGGGCUGCAUCAAUCACUCAUAAUUUGUUUGGUGAUGGCGAUGGGGAUGGCGAUGGUGAUGGUGAUGGUUUCAAUUAA